AAUACGGCCGUAAGCCUUUAACUUUACGGUACAAGUUUUUUUAUUUUGCAUCCACACACAGCAACUUUUAGUUAGUAACGUACUCGAUUACACGAUGACACUACCGGGCUUCCCUUCCGUAAUAAUACAGCGAUAACUUGAGCGCCCCUGACUGGCCGGUGGCCCACGGCCGCGAACUAAAUCUAUAUAUCAACGUCAUUAUAGGUUAUGUUAUGGAAAAUGUUCUAACGCGCACAGGAUACUGAUUGUGAUUUUUUAAGAAAAACUGAACAAACAUUCGUCCUACUCACCCAUGGCGGUAUUACAUCGAGCGCUGUUUACAUGGUUUAAUCUUCUUAUUUUCUUGAUUUUACUGGUGCUCAGACUUGAUCAAAGAAUACAAUGGAAUUGGUUUAUUGUGUUUAUUCCUAUGUGGCUGUACGACAAUAUUUUACUAAUUUACAUCACAUUCAACAUGAUUUUGUUCUGCAAAAAUGCUCAUGAUCGUCUUAUUAGCCUUCGAAGAAUGAUAUGGUACAUGGUGGCUGUACUUAUGAAAUUAAGCGCACAAAUACUUGUAUGUUUGAAAUUGGAAGCAACACAAUGGACUCUGCUAGCUAAAGUGGUUUUAGCACCAUUCUGGGUAUUAUUUGCUGCUUUGGCAGUUGAUGUUUUUGCUCAUCUCUUAGAAGAUACCAGAAUUAUUAUAUUAUAA
Phymastichus coffea is the source of this 694-nucleotide messenger RNA. RefSeq names its product transmembrane protein 60. Lineage: Eukaryota; Metazoa; Arthropoda; Insecta; Hymenoptera; Eulophidae. The transcript is spliced from 2 exons. The coding region runs from base 293 to 694 and encodes 133 amino acids. The record is from RefSeq and is a predicted model, not a curated record.